AUGCCUCGAAAAUAUCUGUCCCCUGACGACACCUCCUUUACCCACGCAUCGCGCGACACCGCUACAUCGCCAUCCCGAACCCGCGCGUCGCCGUCCCGACGAUUCCACAACCCCGACCGCAUCCCCGAAUCUGCGUCCCUCCAUUUCAUCCGUCCGACUACACCGACCUUCCCUGCCUUCUCCAUGGCAAUCAACUACCUCAUCCUGCUCUCACGGCAGGGCAAAGUGCGCCUGGCCAAGUGGUUCACCACCCUCUCGCCCAAAGAGAAGGCCAAGAUCGUCAAGGACGUCACCCAGCUCGUCCUCGCCCGUCGCACACGCAUGUGCAACUUUUUGGAGUACAAGAACACGAAAAUCGUAUACCGCCGCUACGCCUCCCUCUUCUUCAUCGCCGGCUGCUCCUCCGACGACAACGAGCUGAUCACUCUUGAGAUCAUCCAUCGCUACGUCGAGCAGAUGGACAAGUACUACGGCAACGUGUGCGAGCUCGACAUUAUUUUCUCCUUCACCAAGGCCUACUACAUUCUGGACGAGCUGUUGCUCGCCGGCGAGCUGCAGGAGAGCAGCAAAAAGAACGUCUUGCGGUGUAUCGGGCAGCAAGACUCGCUUGAAGAUAUGGAGGUCGAGGAAGAAGUCACCAAGAUCAUGUAG
This is a messenger RNA of Sporothrix brasiliensis 5110, 651 nucleotides long. Its product is annotated as AP-1 complex subunit sigma-1. The transcript is spliced from 5 exons. Gene Ontology annotation, biological process: protein transport; vesicle-mediated transport. The coding region runs from base 1 to 651 and encodes 216 amino acids. NCBI's taxonomy places the organism in Eukaryota, Fungi, Ascomycota, Sordariomycetes, Ophiostomatales, Ophiostomataceae. Gene Ontology annotation, cellular component: AP-1 adaptor complex; intracellular membrane-bounded organelle. Gene Ontology annotation, molecular function: clathrin-cargo adaptor activity. The record is from RefSeq and is a predicted model, not a curated record.